AUGAGCGGACAAGGUUACGAUUACAAGAGCUCCGGCACCAACAGCGAGGGCAACCACUACUGCGCGCGUGACUACGGUAGCAGUGCUUCCAACUCCAACUCGUACCACUACUCUAACACUGACGGAUCCUACUACUACUCCAACCCCAACGGCAGCACCUACUACAACGAUGGCAACGGCGGCUCAACCUACACCUCUCCCGGCGGCGAGAGAAGCUCGUCCGGCUAUGGCAGUGGAAGCUCCGGUAGCUCUGGCAAGAAGUAA
Messenger RNA from Colletotrichum paranaense, 264 nucleotides. RefSeq lists its product as uncharacterized. Bases 1 to 264 code for a protein of 87 amino acids. The transcript is spliced from 3 exons. NCBI's taxonomy places the organism in Eukaryota, Fungi, Ascomycota, Sordariomycetes, Glomerellales, Glomerellaceae. The record is from RefSeq and is a predicted model, not a curated record.